CAGUAUGCCACGCUUCGGCAAACUCCGCUGCUGUUCCUUCAAUAGGAGAGUAGUAGCCUAGCGUAUGAAGAGCAGAAGAAACGUGAGGGAGAAAUAACACCGAGAGAGAAACAGACGGAGCGGCACAAAGGAGAGAGGAGAGUGUUGUGCGAGAGGGCGAUAUAGAGGGAGAUGAGAGGAGAUGCAGGCAGUGGCCUAGAUGUGCGAAUAGCCAAGAGUUGCUCUUUCUGGUUCACUGGAUGGAGGCUGCUCCCGCGCAGGGAGGACUAUAGAAAAUAUGGGGAUGUUUUACGCGGUUAGUUGAAGUCUACACAGUGAACAGUUACUUUUUUUUCAGUACGUUUGUUCGUUCAUUCCUGUUCUGUAUUUUUAUGUAGCCUACAUUGUGUGUUUUGGGGAGAAAUGGGUCAAUAAUUUGGAAGCGCCCAUGCGGUAGCGCACAGUCCCACACACCGCCGCGCGUUAUGGCUCUCUCUGUCAAACAUGGUAUGAAAAUGCACUGAGCCUUUUACAUUUACACACGGCAAAUAUAUAGUUCACGCCGCUUCCUUCGCUCCCCCUAUGUGAUGACGAUGGAAGUGGAAGCUGACAGCGGCAGAGGUAUAUCAAGGAGCGCUCAUGAGAAAUGCCCGCGGGCUGUGGAGCGCAACGGCUAUGUGAAAACAUGUGUCACCCCUCUGUAUCAGGACGCAGGCUGCCAGUCUUGGCUGAGACUCGCAGAAAUAUGGAGUUCCCGGAGACUGUCGUCCGCAGUGUGUGUGGGCUCUGUAUCGGUUAUUCUCGCUUUGCUGGUCAGAUUGGUUGACUGGGACGUGGAGCAGCAGAGUUGCGGCAGUAACAUCGAGACUAACGGCGAGUCUGGAUCUCUAGUUCAUUUCGUGGCGAGCUGUGUGGUGGAACUGUUGUUGAACAUAUGGUACCUGGUGUCCCCUGUCUUCACUCUUGUAUGUGCCUUCUUUUGGGUUGGCUUGUACCUGAUCCGUUGCGGGGUGCUGAUCCGGACCGCCGUGUUUCUGUUGGCAGUGUGUCACUUGGGCGAAGCCGCGGCGCAGUCUCUCCUGCACGGUGCGGAGGACCAGUUGCUGUCGUUUACCGCAACCGUGGUGGUUCUGUCCUGUCUAGCCAGCGGGGCGCUGAUGGUGGUCAGGCUCGGACAGGGGGUUUCCGUCAUCGUCUUCAUCAGCAUCAUCAGGACUGUGUCUCUCAUCUCCCUCAACAAGGUCCGGGCCAGCUGGAGACCCUACCUGGCGUACCUGGUAGGAGUGCUGGGGGUCCUGCUAGCGAGGUAUGCUGACCGGCUCCUGACAGGCUCAGGGCCACUCGGGGCGGGUUGUUGCUACGUGACAGCGGGGAAGGAAGAUAAUAUCAUUCCCGUGUUUAAAAGGCGACGGAGGUCCAGUUCGGUGGUCUCUUCAGAGAUGGCGCACAGUCACAGCAACAGCAAGUCCCACCGAAGGACCUCGCUCCCAUGCAUUCCACGGGAACAGAUGAUCUCACAGACUGAAUGGGACCACAAGAGGGGUGCCCGGGGAUCCCAGUCGUCGGGCACCAGUGUGUUGGUGGACAUAGCGGUGAUGGGGGAAGCCCAUGGAUUGAUCUCAGACCUGCUGGCGGACCCCUCUCUGCCCCCCAACACCUGCAGUUCCCUGCGGGCUGUCAGUAACCUGCUCAGUACCCAGAUCAGUUUGCAGCCGCUGCACCGGCCUCGAAUCAGCCCUCUGCAGGCACUCAGCGACACACACACCUGCUCCGACUCUGAAGACUGGCCAGAGAGAGAGAAACUGGCCAUCCCAAAGCGUCUGAGACGGAGCCUGCCUCCAGGCCUGCUGAGAAGGAUCUCCUCUACAUGGACCACCACCACCUCAGCUACAGGUCUUCCCACCAUAGAACCAGGACCUGUACGCAGAGACCGCUCUGCCAGCAUCAAACCCCUCCACGACAGUCCACCAUGCAGCAUGGUGAACAGUGAGUCGUGGAACAGCUCUGUAAUGCUCACCAUCUCGAAGAGUCGCUCCAUGUCUGCCUCCUACUCUGCUUCAGCCACCUCCAACCACCUAUACAACAGACGCAUGACCAGACCAGGUUACCCCUCUUCCAACAUAUCACCUCUGGCCUCUCCCUGCCACUCCCCUCCAGUCCAGGGGACCCCUGUCUCCAGCCCCACCACCAAGUCCUGCUCUGUGGACCUACCAGAGCCUGUGGACAGCCAGGGAGAGAGGCCUGUGGGCCCCCAGACCCCACACAGAGCCUUAACACACAGCAUCAGUGCACCUAGCUCCACCACACCGCACUGGGGGCCACCAUCUUUCUGCAGCAGCUGUGGCAGACCGUACAGCAGGCUGAGCCAUGGGGAGGGGUCUAUGGACAAAGGGGACAUAAUACCCCACCCUGAUGACCCGGCAGUGGCAUCGUCAGACUAUGAGAGCACCUACGAGACCAACCACAGUGACAGCAGUGACUUUGCACAGAACGAGGAGGACGGGGAGGGGGCCAAGAAGCCCUCGGACACCCAGGACGGGUGUAGGUCGUACCAGCCUGAGGGCAUCGUCCUGCACCCCCUACUGCCACCUCCGGAGGACACACAGCCCAUCCUGGCCCCAGAGCCUCUGGUAAUGCCAGAGCUGGAUCCUCUGAUGACUCAACUCAACAACUGGAACUUCCCCAUCUUCAACCUGGUGGAGAAAACACACGGCCGCUCAGGAUGCAUCCUCAGCCAGGUUUCAUACCGCCUGUUUGAGGACACGGGACUGUUUGAGACGUUCAAGAUCCCUGUCAGGGAGUUCAUGAACUAUUUCCAUGCUCUGGAGAACGGAUACAGGGACAUCCCAUACCACAACAGGAUCCAUGCCACUGACGUGCUCCAUGCCGUGUGGUACCUCACCACCCAGGCCGUGCCAGGCCUGCCCAACCUCCUCACAGACCACAGCUCAGACUCUGACUCGGACAGUGGGCUCCUCAACCCCAGCCAUCCCAGCCAUAUAGGCCAUACAGGGUUCCUGGUCUCUAAGAUGUCUGCGGUGAUGGAGGAGGGUUAUGGAUGUCUGUCUGGCCUCAUCCCAUCCCUGGAGCUCAUGGCUCUGUAUGUGGCUGCAGCCAUGCACGACUACGACCACCCUGGACGGACCAACGCCUUCCUCGUGGCAACUAGCGCUCCUCAGGCUGUGCUAUAUAACGACCGCUCGGUGUUAGAGAACCACCACGCUGCGUCGGCCUGGAACCUGUUCAUGUCCCGGCCAGAGUACAACUUCCUGGGCAACCUGGAGCAUGUGGAGUUCAAACGCUUCCGCUUCCUGGUCAUCGAGGCCAUCCUCGCCACCGACCUCAAGAAACACUUUGACUUCCUGGCAGAGUUCAACGCCAAGGUGGGUGAUGAUGGCUGCUCGGGCAUCGACUGGUCCAAUGAGAACGACCGGUUGCUGGUGUGUCAGAUGUGCAUCAAACUGGCGGACAUCAACGGCCCACUGAAACACAAGGACCUGCAUCUACAGUGGACCGAGGGCAUCGUCAAUGAGUUCUAUGAACAGGGCGAUGAGGAGUCGAGUCUGGGCCUUCCCAUCAGCCCCUUCAUGGACCGCUCGGUGCCACAGCUCGCCAAACUCCAGGAGUCCUUCAUCACGCACAUCGUGGGUCCGCUCUGUUCCUCCUACGACUCCGCCGCCCUCAUGCCGGGGAACUGGGUCGACCCCGCCGACGCACGGAGGACGGAGGGAGAGGAGGAAGAGGAGGUGGGGGAACGAGAGACAGAGGAGGAAGAGGAGGAUACAGCAGAGGAGGAUGAGUCGACUAGCUCUGAGAGUUCCCAGAAGCACGUGGUGAAGCUUACGGAGAGCAGGAGGAGAGUGUUCUGUCCCAUUACUCAGCACCUUCUGGACAACCACGAAAUGUGGAAGAGAGUAAUUGCCUCCGAAACCCAGGACACGCCGGACAGAGAGGCGCCUAACUGCCUCAGCAACCCCGCCGAGCCAAUCACAGCCAUCCACGAGGAGGAGGAGGAGCCAGCCGGCAAGGAGGAGCCAAUAGAUGGCCAGGGAGAGGAGACGGAAGGGGAAGAGACGGGGCUUGCAGAGGAAGUGGUCGAGCAAUCAGAGACUGCGGAGAAAAAGGAGGAGGAGCUGAAGUGAGAGGAUUAUCUUUGACGCUUGAAGAUCAGGAAAUGGAACAUUUAUCCAAACUCAUACCCUCUCCCAACUAGACUUUCUGACUCAUGUCAGAAAUGAUACCCUAUUCCCCAUGUAGUGCACUAGCUGGCCAAAAAUAGUGCACUAUACAGGGAUUGGGGUGUUGUUUGAGACGCAGCCCCUGAUAUUUGGUUGCCAGCAAAUCACUUAGACACAACACUGUAGAAGUUUGGAGUAACAUGUGCCUAAAGAAAACAGGG
Molecule: messenger RNA, 4378 nt
Organism: Oncorhynchus tshawytscha (Chinook salmon)
Lineage: Eukaryota; Metazoa; Chordata; Actinopteri; Salmoniformes; Salmonidae
Gene: pde3a
Product: phosphodiesterase 3A, cGMP-inhibited
Exons: 16
Coding region: 567-4121 (1184 amino acids)
Biological process (GO): oocyte maturation; positive regulation of oocyte development
Cellular component (GO): cytosol
Molecular function (GO): 3',5'-cyclic-AMP phosphodiesterase activity
Source: RefSeq, a predicted model, not a curated record